Molecule: messenger RNA, 1524 nt
Organism: Nipponia nippon (crested ibis)
Lineage: Eukaryota; Metazoa; Chordata; Aves; Pelecaniformes; Threskiornithidae
Source: RefSeq, a predicted model, not a curated record
AUGGCUGAGGCCGACGGCGAGGACGAUGUCCAGUUCCUGCGGACGGUGACCAUGGCUGAGGCCGACGGCGAGGACGAUGUCCAGUUCCUGCGGACGGAGGACGAGGUGGUCCUGCAGUGCACCAGCACCCUGCUGAAGGAGCAGCUGAAGCUCUGCCUGGCGGCCGAGGGCUUCGGCAGCCGCCUCUGCUCCCUGGAGCCCACCUCCAACGCCCAGUCGUCGCAGGGCGGGGGGCACCGGACGCUGCUCUACGGCCACGCCAUCCUCCUGCGGCACUCCCACAGCGGCAUGGGCGGCGAGGCGUGCUGGUGGACCAUGCACCCCGCGUCCAAGCAGCGCUCGGAGGGUGAGAAGGUGCGGGUGGGCGACGACCUGAUCCUCGUCAGCGUCUCCUCCGAGCGCUACCUGCACCUCUCGACGGCGAGCGGGGAGCUGCAGGCGGACGCCUCCUUCAUGCAAACCCUCUGGAACAUGAACCCCAUCUGCUCCGGCUCCGAGGAAGGUGGGCGCUGCGGGGGGACCCCGGGCAGCGUGGUGAACUACGAGGGAGGAGGCGUCUGCACCCACGCCAGGUCCCUCUGGCGCCUGGAGCCCCUGCGCAUCAGCUGGAGCGGGAGCCACCUGAAGUGGGGCCAGCCCUUCCGCCUGCGGCACGUCACCACGGGCCGCUACCUGGCGCUGACGGAGGACAAGGGCCUGGCCGUGGUGGAGGUGCCCCCCGCCACCCCCCGCGCCUCCGCCUUCUGCUUCCGCGCCUCCAAGGAGAAGCUGGAGGUGGUGGCCAAGCGGGACGUGGAGGGGAUGGGGACCCCCGAGAUCAAGUACGGGGAGUCCCUCUGCUUCGUGCAGCACGUGGCCAGCGGGCUCUGGCUCACCUACGCCGCCGCCGACACCAAGGCCAUGCGCCUCGGGGUGCUCAAGAGGAAGGUGAGGGGCUCGGGGGCCGGGGUCUUUGGGGCUUCGCUGAUCCGGGGGAACCGCGCCAACUGCGCCCUCUUCUCCACCAACCUGGACUGGCUGGUCAGCAAGCUGGACCGGCUGGAGGCAUCCUCGGGCAUCCUGGAGGUGCUGUACUGCGUCCUCAUCGAGAGCCCUGAGGUCCUCAACAUCAUCCAGGAGAACCACAUCAAAUCCAUCAUUUCCCUCCUGGACAAGCACGGCCGCAACCACAAGGUGCUGGAUGUGCUCUGCUCCCUCUGCGUCUGCAACGCCGUGGCCGUCCGCUCCAACCAGAACCUCAUCACCGAGAACCUCCUGCCCCGGCGGGACCUGCUGCUCCAGACUGGGCUGGUCAACUACGUCACCAGGUGGAUCGUGCUGCCCCCCCACCUGGAGCGCAUCCGGGAGAAGCUGGCGGAGAACAUCCACGAGCUCUGGGCCCUGACCCGCAUCGAGCAGGGCUGGACCUACGGCCCCAUCCGGGACGACAACCAGCGGCUGCACCCCUGCCUGCUGAGCUUCCACAGCCUGCCCGAGCCCGAGCGCAGCUACAACCUCCAGAUGUCGGGGGAGACCCUCAAGUGA